AUGACAGCCAACAUCGAAAAGCUCCGUGCGGAAUUGAAGGAGUGGGAAAAGGCAUUUGCUGAAGCCAACGGAGGCCGCAAAGCUUCCCGUGAGGAUAUCAAAAACGACCCAAGUAUCGCUGCAAAAUACAAGGCGUAUGCACGCUUGCGGUCUCAGCCCUCGUCGUCGUCGCUCCGGGCCAACCCCGACAAUGGCGCAUCUCCUGGCCACUCCCAGAAAAAGCGCAUUAACCCUUUCGUUGACAAUGACAAGCACGAGCACCACGUCUUUGCUACUCCGCGAAAAGUCGCUAAACACACAUCGUCGACUCCAAAGCAUCCGUCUCAGCUCGACUCGUACGAAACCACCUCGGACAUCAAAAAACUACUCAGCCCGGGCGGCCCCUACACGUCUCCAGCUCCUCUUCGCACAGCAAUCGGACCUACCCCCCAGCGCGAUGGAAAGGUACUUGGGCUCUUCGAUCUGCUAUCCCCCUCGGCUUCGAGCACCGCUACACCUUCCAAACGAAAGCCGUUUGAGCCAGCGGACGGGACGCAUACGCCGUCCCGUGCUAGAGGGAUGGUAACUCCCAGUCGACGCGAUGGGUCUGCUCUCCGUCCACGGCGACACUCCUUGACGCCCGCAUCGUCAGCGAAGAAAUUCUUUCUUUCAAAGUACUGUGCCACUCCAACUACAAUGCGAUUUGCCCCUAUUACAGAGGCAGAUGAUGAAAACGACGACAAGAAUGCCGACAGUGAACGGAUCGAUACGCUUCUUUCCGAACAGAGUCCAGUUCGGCAACGGCCAGAACCUGAAACGCCAACGUUCCUGCGACGGAGGAACGUGUUGUUCGCGCAGCCGGCUAACCACGCGAGAAGCAAAACUGGGGCUGCCAGUCCCGUCGCUGUCCGGAUGCCGCAGAGGAUAUUCGGCAGAGGUUUAAGUCAACUUGUUCGGGACCUACAUGACCUCGGCGAAGAGAUGUCGAACGCCGAAAUGGAAGACGACAUGGAGGCACUCCGCGAAGCUGAAGCUACGGAAAGGACUAACGAAGACCGAGGCCUCGUUGAAAACAGCCAGAUUGCCGACAGUCCCUCGAAAGUUCAAAGGCAGUGGAAGAAGAAAGGGCAAAAGAGGACUACUAGGUUGGUUCAUCUACGCCCAGUGCGCGCGAAGCCGCAGCGCGUCCCGGAGCCUGUUAUCCGCGACGAAGAUAGCGAGGAUGAGCUUGAUGCUGUAUCUGAGCCGCAGAUUCCCGUUUCUGCCGGCGGGGACAAUGGGGUUGGUGAAGACGCAGUAAAUAGUACAAGGCCCAAAGGGAAAGACUCAACUCAGAACAAGGAAAAGUUGGGCGGGAACAAAUUAGUUCAAAAAGCGCGGAAGAUAAAAGCUACAGCGCAUGCCAACUAUAGGGCGCUCAAGAUACGGAGUAAGAAUGGGGCCGGCAAAGGACGGUUUGGCCGAAGAAGGUGA
This is a messenger RNA of Uncinocarpus reesii 1704, 1452 nucleotides long. RefSeq lists its product as uncharacterized. Gene Ontology annotation, cellular component: DNA replication preinitiation complex. Gene Ontology annotation, biological process: mitotic DNA replication preinitiation complex assembly; DNA replication initiation; DNA replication. The coding region runs from base 1 to 1452 and encodes 483 amino acids. The transcript has 2 exons. Gene Ontology annotation, molecular function: DNA replication origin binding; single-stranded DNA binding. The record is from RefSeq and is a predicted model, not a curated record. Lineage: Eukaryota; Fungi; Ascomycota; Eurotiomycetes; Onygenales; Onygenaceae.